UUUAUAAUCACGUACUAUACAUAUUUCUCUUCCUAAACAUCAAAAUGGUUUCUGAAAUUAGACGUUUAUGUAUUAUUAUUUUAACUGCAGUUCAGUGCUUUAGAUUUUUGUAAAUGUCGUAUAGGAAUCGUCGCAGAAUGGAUGGUGACAUGAACCAGAGAGCUGAUAUUGACAGAGUAGCAAGAGCCGCAGGCCAUUUUGCUGGAGCAAUGAUUGAUGAAUUCCGAGAUCGUAACCGACCUUCCUGGUACCCCCGUGGUAGAAACGUUUCCAGUGAACUUGGCGAUAGCAGAGACCCGAGAAACCAUCAAAUGAUGACUGUACCAUUUGUACGGAAGACGGGCCUUCUCAGGCCGAAUAAUAUAAUUUUCAUCUGUGGAGUUCCACACCAAAAGGCAAACAGGUUUACCGUUUACCUACAAAAAGGAAACCGCCAUGAACCUCCAUUAGUCGCCAUGUGUGUUGAUGCCAGAUUUGACUUCGGUGGUGACCGAAACAUUGUUUUACGGAAUCAUAAAGAUGGCGAUUGGGGUCGAGAGGAGAAACAGCUCUCUUAUUUUCCAUUCAGGCCAAAUGAGUCCUUUGAAAUGAUAAUCUUGGUUGAGCGAAACCGUUUUAUGGUUGCCGUAAACAACAAACACAUGCUGGAGUUCAACCAUAGGAUCAGAGCGCUUGGUGAUAUUGAUGCACUGCGCAUUGAUGGUGACGUAACGCUCACCCAGUUCCGGAUUCAGGAUUGAGAAGCAAAUACAGAUAGCACGCUUUAUCAUUUUCGUUACCCAUAUUUGAGAAUGUUGGACCAGAAAAUACGUAGAUGUUGUGAUAUAUAUUAUAAAACUACUCUCUAUGAUUUUCCUUUUAUAUAAAUGUAUGCAAUGUAAUGCAUAUUUCAAGAUAAUUUCUAGGUGAUUCUGAUAUGAAAAUACAGAACUAAUAAAGAAAUACAUGAUAUGUUCUAUUAAAUGAACAUUUGAUUUUUGUUGAGCAAAAUCGUUGUGUAUAAGUUUAGGAUAUAAAUUGAACCCAGCUGACUGUUUAGAAUAUGUAUGUGUAAAAAUCAACAAUGGUUUAUUGUUGAAGCUUUCAUAGUAACAUUUACAAGAUACAAAAGAUAAUAGGUAAAGGUAGAUUUCUCGGAAGCACAGAGCACAAAAAACAAAAAGAUA
Messenger RNA from Mercenaria mercenaria, 1166 nucleotides. RefSeq names its product galectin-3-like. Gene Ontology annotation, molecular function: carbohydrate binding. Lineage: Eukaryota; Metazoa; Mollusca; Bivalvia; Venerida; Veneridae. The transcript has 6 exons. The record is from RefSeq and is a predicted model, not a curated record. The coding region runs from base 114 to 740 and encodes 208 amino acids.